Molecule: messenger RNA, 1632 nt
Organism: Peronospora belbahrii
Lineage: Eukaryota; Oomycota; Peronosporomycetes; Peronosporales; Peronosporaceae
Source: the annotation of a GenBank genome assembly
AUGUCUUCAUCUUCUACUGCAAUAUUAGCUACAAAACUACAGGAUAAACAAGCUCCAUUGGGACACAAAAUCAUUCGUGAAGGAAAUGGAGUUAUGAUCUUUCCAGAACAAAAUCAAGUGUUUUAUAACCCUGUCCAGGUGCUGAAUCGUGACUUGAGCAUUGUCAUGAUCUCUGAGUUUGUUCGAUGUCGUGCACGAGAGAAAUUGAUGAAAGAGGAUCGUAAGGCGGCAAUUGCAGCAGGUUGUAGUGCUACGUUUGAGCCAAAGAACUACACGGACGACGAGAUUGAGACGCAUGUGGUCGACACCGCGGAAACCAGUGGUAUCCGUAUUUUUGAGGCAUUGUCAGCCACGGGACUGCGCUCGAUCCGUUAUUAUCAACAGAUUUCUGGAGUAAAGUCGAUCCUAGUGAACGAUAUGGAUCCAGCAGCUGUGGAGACCAUCAAGCGCAACGUUGCAUUCAAUGAAUUGCCACUGGAUCGGGUCAUUCCCAAUGAGGCCGAUGCAACUGAUGUCAUGUACAAUCACAGAAAACCUGCAGACCAAUUUGACGUCAUUGACUUGGAUCCGUAUGGAUCUGCGUCUACCUUUUUGGACAGUGCAGUUCAGAGCAUUGUCAAUGGUGGACUGUUGUGUGUAACGUGCACGGAUAUGCCUGUACUGUCAGGCAAACAGCCUGAGGUAUGUUUCUCCCGCUACGGAGCACUACCGAACAAGUCUCAUUAUGUGCACGAGAUGGCGCUGCGCAUGGUACUGCAAUCGAUCGAGCUAUCGGCGAACCGCUACGCGCGUCAUAUUGUGCCGAUUGCGUCUUGCAGCAUUGACUUCUACGUGCGUGUCUUCGUCCGCGUCUUCAAGUCACCGGUAAAUGUGAAGAAGGCGAUGACAAAGCUGUCGUACGUUUUUCAAUGUGUCCAGUGCGAGAGUUUCCACUUGCAGCCACUUGGUGUGUCAAGUGGAAACAGCUACCAUGCCUCGCGUGGCCCAGUCGUGGGCCAGCAGUGUGACCAAUGUCAGGGUAAGUACAAAAUGGCAGGACCUAUCUGGUCGGCACCGCUUCACAGUCGUGAUAUCGUGCUGAAGAUCCGCGACCGAGUAGAAAAGAGUACGUCGGAAUUCCCCACAAAGCCUCGUCUGCACGGACUGUUGACUACGCUUUCCGAGGAGCUCGUCGAUGCUCCGCUGCACUACACGCUUCCGGGUAUGAGCAAGGUCCUGCACUGCUCGAACCCAGGAAUGUCACAGAUCCAAGGUGCCAUUCGCCAUGCUGGCUAUGAAGUAUCGCAAUUUCACAAAGUCCCCGAGGCUAUUAAGACUACUGCGCCAAACGAUGUUAUUUGGGAUAUCAUGCGCUGUUGGGUGAAGAAGCACCCGCUGAACAAAAAGCGAGAUGGUCAGGAAACUUCAGGCAGCCGGAUUCUAGCAAAGGAGCCCAAGUUUGAGGCCAACUUUGAUUUGAAGCGUUCUGGGCCGACAGAUAAACCCAAGGCGCUGCGAUUUCCUCUGAACCCGGAGCCGAACUGGGGCCCUAAGGCGCGUGCGGUUGGUCACAGGGCUGACAAUGCGGUGCCUGUAGCGAGCGACGGAGAUCCGAUACAGGAACCGGAUGUGAAGAAAGCAAAAGUGAAAUAA